AUGAUUCUUAUCGCUGUCAUCUCGCUGGUUUUGAGUUUUUCUCUCAAAGCAGAAUCCCUGACGUGCUACCAAUGUGCGGAUACUCAAAUGGAGGGGCCAUGUCAGACAAACACAGCCGACCUAGCGAAAUCAAAACGGAUCUGGACGAACACGACAAAGGCGAGCGACAACGUAGGAAAUCAUAAACCGGGUUCAUACAUUGAAUACGUCAAAAUUUGUCCCCCAGAACAGAAAUUUUGCGCUAUUGAACGAAUUGAAGAUAAAGGUGUGAUGUUUGGAUACAUACGGGACUGCAGUGACGGCGAGACAAUAUCAGUGAAUGUUACAAAGUUUCAAAACAUGACCCUCAACAGAAACAACUUUACAACAUGUGCUUUCCAAAGACAAGUUGGCGUCGUGUGUAUAACGUUUUGUGCGGGAGAUUUUUGUAAUGGACCUGUUUCAAAUAGUGUUGGUUACUUCGUCAGUUAUACUUUAACACUUCUCGUAACAACGUACUGGAUCCUUCUGUACUCACAUUGA
Molecule: messenger RNA, 522 nt
Organism: Ylistrum balloti
Lineage: Eukaryota; Metazoa; Mollusca; Bivalvia; Pectinida; Pectinidae
Exons: 3
Coding region: 1-522 (173 amino acids)
Source: RefSeq, a predicted model, not a curated record